AUGGACCCAAGUCGUGGGCAAGAUGGCCAUCUACAGAAGGACUUUUUAGCUUUCCUGUUUCCGGAAUCUUCCUCUGACCAACAACGCAGCCACGAGUCUCAGCAGAACGACAUCAUAAACACAACCGCUAUGCACGGUCAACGCCCGUCAUCUGGAAUGCCCAACUUCACCGGAACCACCAACCUACCUCCUUUCAAUCAACAAAUUGAUCUUAUGAGCAUGAGUAACCUCAUGUCUAUGCAGGGCAUGGACACCACAUCACUUCCGGCCCUGCCAAAUUCCACGGGCUUCACUCCACAGGUCAUUUUUGAACAGCAGUACAAGCUUACUCAGCUGCACCAGCUGCAGCAACUUCAAAGUCAAAUCCAGAACCAGAUUUUCCAGCAGCAGUUCCUUAACCGUAUUAGCUCACAAUUCUCCAAUACUUCUCCUCAAGACGUGUACUCAUCCCACGUGCUGGACCCUGUCUCGCUACCUUCUCCCCACGACACUUCCGUUUCUCAGCAAUAUCUUCGCGACACGCGCCAUCCAGGUUCUAGUUCUGCACCUGCCCACAUUGCCUUUCAUCGCACGAGCCCUUCCAUACCGCUUCCCUCACCCCCAGACCUUGACAUUGAUAUUUCUCCGCUGACGAGCCCCUGGCUUGAAGCAUAUCAUACUCAACGACCCCCGAAUAAGCGCACGAUAUCACCAAGUGCAGAAGAUGCGGCACGGGCGGUGCGAAAGCGGGGGCUUACCUCCACCACUUCUCCCGCGCCAACACUGAAACAAUCCACGAGGUAUGCCAAGAGUGCGACCAAUACCCCUCUUCUGCGCUCGACAAAAUCCCGCAGAGAUAGCACGAUUAUGGAGACAGAUUCGCCGUCACCUGUCGACUUAUCGAUGCCGCCCCCCGCGCCUCCGGCACCUCGCCAAUCCCCUCCCAAUCCUGCAGCAACGAGCACUCAUGAAGGGACAUUGCCAAUGACUCCUGUUACUCCUGCAAGCAUAAUGAAUCUUGGCCGUCUCGGUAUUAGCAGUAGCCUCACCACAGCUCCAGCGCCCACAUCUCAGAAAGCUGAUAGAGCAAAAGAACCCGCUAAAGCCAAGAUAGCGCCCGACAGCGGUGUAUCAACAAAAUGCUCUAAGAAGGGCUCAAUGCCACUUAUCAGUCCUGGACCUAAACCGAUUUUACCAGCUGGCACGCCCUCAUCUCUAAAUUCAGGCUCUUCUGCACUCCUACCUGCUGUCCCCAAUCGCAAGUCGCACAAGGACGCCGAACAAAAACGUCGUGAUUCUCUGAAGACUGCUUACGACGAUCUGCGCAUUCUACUCCCACCAGUUCCGCUACCUUCAGACGACAACUUCCCUGAUGAACCGAUCCUUCCGGGUGCUCUACCUCCGAGGGGGCCACCGAAAGCUGGCGGGGAUGGUCCAAAUAAAGGAGUCAGCAAGCUGCAGCUGUUAAGAUGCGGGAACGAUUAUAUCCGAACACUCAAGGGUCGGGUAGAGCGUCGAGACAGCGAAAUCUCGAAUCUGAGAAGAGAGGUACUGAGACUGCGUUCCAUUGCUGGAGAUGCAGACGGAGGAGAGCACAUAGACCUAGAAAAUGAUCUCGACGCCGUUGAAGCUUUUGCGACUUUCCGCCAAUCAUCACUAGGUGCCGUUGCGGAGGGGGAAGACGCGGACGACGCGGAAGAGUGA
Molecule: messenger RNA, 1683 nt
Organism: Suillus paluster
Lineage: Eukaryota; Fungi; Basidiomycota; Agaricomycetes; Boletales; Suillaceae
Exons: 3
Coding region: 1-1683 (560 amino acids)
Molecular function (GO): protein dimerization activity
Source: RefSeq, a predicted model, not a curated record